AUGUCCGCCAACGAUAAUAACAACAUCCAAGAACAAUCAGUCGUUCCAACUGAGCCAAAGCUGGUAAAUGGUACUACCAAUGGAAAAGUCGCCAUCAAUCCAAAGUAUGGUCUUCCACAGAGAAACCUUGUCCACCAAAGACUACACUCCAAGAAGUUCUUUGACUCUGCCGAUUGGGUAUUGAAUGGAUCUGGAUCCAACGAAAAGUUGGAGAAUCCCGCUUUCAACAUCCCAAUGUCCAAGGUUCAUUAA
Molecule: messenger RNA, 252 nt
Organism: Heterostelium album PN500
Lineage: Eukaryota; Evosea; Eumycetozoa; Acytosteliales; Acytosteliaceae
Exons: 1
Coding region: 1-252 (83 amino acids)
Source: RefSeq, a predicted model, not a curated record